This is a messenger RNA of Beta vulgaris subsp. vulgaris (sugar beet), 1154 nucleotides long. RefSeq names its product S-formylglutathione hydrolase. Gene Ontology annotation, biological process: formaldehyde catabolic process. The record is from RefSeq and is a predicted model, not a curated record. Bases 91 to 945 code for a protein of 284 amino acids. Gene Ontology annotation, molecular function: S-formylglutathione hydrolase activity. The transcript is spliced from 7 exons. Gene Ontology annotation, cellular component: cytosol. Lineage: Eukaryota; Viridiplantae; Streptophyta; Magnoliopsida; Caryophyllales; Amaranthaceae.
UCAUCAUGACCAUAACAGAAGAGUGUCACUGUUGCAGAAAGUUGAAUCAAUUGCAGUGAGAAGUGAGAAAUUCAUCAAAGAUAAAAAAAAAUGGAGACAAAACCAACAGAAAUCUGCAGCUCAAAAAUGCAUGGAGGUUACAACAAGAGAUUCAAGCAUUUCAGCCCAACUCUUGGAUGUUCCAUGACUUUUCACAUUUACUUCCCACCUUCUCAUUCUCCUUCCCAAAAAUUCCCUGUGCUCUACUGGUUAUCUGGUCUUACAUGUACAGAUGAAAAUUUCAUCAUUAAGUCUGGAGCUCAACGUGCUGCUUCUAAUGAGGGUAUCGCUCUGAUUGCCCCUGACACAUCGCCAAGAGGGCUAAAUGUGGAAGGAGAAGCUGACAGCUGGGACUUUGGUGUAGGUGCGGGGUUCUAUCUGAAUGCUACACAAGAGAAAUGGAAAAAUUGGCGUAUGUAUGAUUAUGUAGUCAAGGAGUUGCCUGAACUUCUGAAGGAGAAUUUUCCACAGCUUGACACCACACGUGCAUCAAUAUCAGGUCAUUCAAUGGGAGGUCAUGGGGCCCUGAGUAUAUACUUGAAGAACCUUGACAAAUAUAAGUCAGUAUCAGCCUUUUCACCAAUUGUGAAUCCAAUAAACUGCGCCUGGGGUCAGAAGGCUUUCAGUAAUUAUCUGGGAGAAAAUAAAGCAGAUUGGGAGGAAUACGAUGCUACUUGCUUGGUUUCAAAGUUCCAUGAUAUAUCUGCAACCAUUCUGAUUGAUCAGGGAGAAGAUGACACAUUCUUGCACAAUCAAUUGCUGCCGAACAAGUUUGAGGAGGCUUGCAGGAAGGUCAAUGCACCUCUUCUGUUGCGGUUACAACCUGGUUAUGAUCACUCCUAUUUUUUCAUUGCUACUUUCAUUGAGGAUCACAUCAGCCACCAUGCUCAAGCCUUGAAGUUAUGACUCUGUACUCCCAGAAUGUGACUACUUGCUUCAUGUAUCAACUUAAUAAUAUGUUUAUCAUCAGAUGAAGGCUAUACUUAUAUUGAGGAUUUAUUACCUUUGCUUUAGCUGAAAGGGGAAGGGUGGAUGUCAUGCUGGAAUGCUAAUAAGAAAUGUCUCGAUAUAUUCUUGCGAACGAUUGCUCUUAAUUUGAACUCGUAUGUUAUGCA